This is a messenger RNA of Nycticebus coucang (slow loris), 1803 nucleotides long. Its product is annotated as RNA polymerase I-specific transcription initiation factor RRN3-like. The transcript has a single exon. Gene Ontology annotation, molecular function: RNA polymerase I general transcription initiation factor activity; RNA polymerase I core binding. The record is from RefSeq and is a predicted model, not a curated record. Lineage: Eukaryota; Metazoa; Chordata; Mammalia; Primates; Lorisidae. The coding region runs from base 598 to 1299 and encodes 233 amino acids. Gene Ontology annotation, biological process: transcription initiation at RNA polymerase I promoter. Gene Ontology annotation, cellular component: nucleus.
CAGAUAUGCUUGUAUUAGAGGAUAAUUUUUUCAAUUCCCCCCAAGGAAAACUGUUCGAUUUGGUGGAACUGUGACAGAAGUCUUGCUGAAGUACAAAAAGGGUGAGACAAAUGAUUUGGAGUUGUUGAAGAAUCAGUUGUCAGAUCCAGACAUAAAGGAUGACCAGAUCCUUAACUGGCUGCUAGAAUUCCACUCUUCUAUCAUGUCCUUGACAAAAGACUUUGAACAGUUGAGGUUGCCUUGGUUGAAAAAAAGUCAAACAGUGGUGGAGGAAUAUUUGGCUUUUCUUGGUAAUCUUAUAUCAGCAAAGACCUUGUCUUAGCAUGAUUGAUUCCCAUUUUGUACCUCCUCGAGUGAUCAUUAAGGAAUGUGAUGCAGAUGUUUCAGAUUCUGAUGAUGAAGAUGAGAGCCUUCUUGCAAAUUUUGACACAUGUCACAGAGCCUUGCAAAUAAUAGCAAGAUAUUUCCCAUUGAUAUCAUGGUUUCUUAUGCCAAUACUGGUGGGAAAAUUUCCAUUCAUUUGAAAAUCGGAGAGAAUAUUGGAAUGUUACGUUCACAAUUUGCUAAGAAUUAGUGUAUAUUUUCCAACCUUGAGGCAUGAAAUUGGAGCUUAUUAUUGAAAGGCUACUCAAGUUGGAUGUGAGUGCAUCCAGGCAGGAUAUUGAAGAUGCUGAGGCAACAGCCACUCAGACUUGUGUUGGGACAGAUUCCACAGAAGGAUUGUUUAAUAUGGAUGAAGAUGAAGAAACUGAACAUGAAACAAAGGGUGAUCCUGAACGGCCUGAUGAGAUGGUACAUCCUACAGGUAAACGCCUGGACCUCCUACUGUCACUGCUUUUAUCCUACAUUAAGGAUGUGUGCUACACAGAUGGUAAGAUUGAUAAUAACAAAACUAAGGAUUUAUAUCAAGAUGUAAUAAACAUCUUUGACAAAAUCCUGUUGCCCACCCAUGCCUCCUACCAUGUACAGUUUUUCAUGUUUUACCUCUGUAGCUUCAAAUUGGGAUUUGCAGAAGCAUUUUUGGAACAUCUCUGGAAAAACUUACAGGAUCCGAAUAACCCUGCCAUCAUCAGGCGAGCUGCUGCAAAUUAUAUUGGAAGCUUUUUGGCAAGAGCUAAAUUUAUUCCUCUUAUUACUUUAAAAUCAUGCCUUGAUCUUUUGGUUAAUUGGCUGCACAUAUACCUUAAUAACAGGAUUCAGGAACAAAGGGAUUUUGUGAUGUUGCUCUCCAUGGACCAUUUUAUUCAGCCUGUCAGGUGGUGUUCUACACUUUGGUUUUUAGACACAAGCAGCUCUUAAGCAGAAAUCUAAAAGAAGAUUUGAAGUUAUCUUCAAAGUCUAAAUUUUGGACGUAUUGUGAUGAGUCAGCUAAAUCCUCUAAAGAUUUGCCUACUUUUGGUGGUUAACUUUUUUGCUGCUAUCACAAAUAAAUAUCAGCUGGUCUUCUGCUAUGCUAUCAUUGAGGGGAACCAUCACUAGAUGCUACCAGUUAUUAGAAAUACAGCUGGUGAAGACUCAGUGCAAACCCCUACGAACCCCCUUGAAACCUUCCUUCCAUUUGAUCCUUGUGUGCUUAAGAGGUCAAAGAAAUUCAUUGAUCCUAUCUAUCAGAUAUGAGAAUACAUGAGUGCUGAAGAGCUUCGGGAGUUUAAGAAACCCAUUAAAAAGGAGAUGAUAGAAGAUGAAGAUGAUAAUUUUUUAAAAGGUGAAGAGCCCCAGAAUGAUACUGUGAUUGGGAUUACACUGAGCUCCUUUGAUGCACACUUCCAAAGUCCUUCAAGUAGCAUCAGCUCCCCACCUGUA